AUGUCCUGGACCCUUCAAAGCUGUUGCGAUACCCGAGAAAUUAUCUUCUUGUGCUGUUAUGGCGGGUAUGCUCUGUUUACGCUCUUGUUCGAAAAGACAUCGCUGCUGAAGCCGAUGCGGUUGCUGGGAACGUUCAUUCAUGAAAUGGGUCACGCAUCGGCUUGCUGGAUGACGGGAGGCAGUGUCAAGAAGAUUGAAGUCUACAACAAUGAAGGUGGUGUGACGGGAUACACGGGUGGUGUCCGAUUCAUUGUCAUUCCAGCUGGAUACGUGGGAUGUGCCUUUUGGGGUGGAUGCUUUGUCGCACUCAGUGGUCAUCGCAUCGGUGCUACUGUAGUAGCCAGUAUCAUUACAGCGGCGCUGCUCGUUUCUCUAUGCUACAAACCCAACACCGUGGUGGUGGUCAUUACUCUCUUUUUCUCGGCCAUCAAUCUCACAUUGCUCUUCAUUGAGUGGUAUGUGUUCCAUCCUAUUCUAGAAUUUGUGGCACUCUUUUACGGGGUCUUUAUUGGAUGGCAUGCGGUCCGCGAUAUCUACGACGAUUUGAUUGUUCGAACAGCCGAAGGGAGUGAUGCCGUUGCCUGUCAUCAACU
Messenger RNA from Seminavis robusta, 593 nucleotides. The record is from the annotation of a GenBank genome assembly. NCBI's taxonomy places the organism in Eukaryota, Bacillariophyta, Bacillariophyceae, Naviculales, Naviculaceae.